CUGCAGGUGUCUGGUUUCUCGUGCUGGAGGCGGGUCCGUGGGGGGGUGGUGAUGAAGAGGAGGAGACUCGGACUGAAGAGCAGAUCCACAUUCAGACUCUGAGUUGCUCUUCUUUGUUUCUCAUGAAGGUUCUGAUGGACAAACUGUUAAACCGGAUCAAACCGGAUUAAAGACUAGAGGACCAGCAGGGACCAGCAGGGACCAGGACCAGGACCCGGACCCAGACCAGCAGGGACCCGAGCCGGAUCAGAGGCGGACCAGAGGAGGACAGAGGUUCAGGUCUGGUUUCAGAGUCCGGAUCCGGAUCAUGGGUCUGUAGGACGGGCGGACUGUAGGUGAACUUUGAUCUGGUCUCCAUGGAGACGGACUGACCCCCCCGCUGUGAUCAGGUAUCGAUCCUCUGUAUUGAUCCGGAUCGAUCAGCGGGAUGGCGCACGCGCUCCCGCUGCUGCUGCUCGCGCUCUGGACCUGCGGACACGCGGAGAGCGCGCGACCCUCCUACAGCCUCUACACCGGUGGGCACGCGCACGGGGCACGCGCAGCCAGCAGGCACAGGAACUGGUGUGCGUUCGUGGUGACGAAGACAGUGAGCUGUGUGGUCGAGGACGGAGUGGAAACCUACGUGAAGCCUGAUUAUCAUCCCUGCAGCUGGGGGAGCGGACAGUGCAGCAGGGUGGUGGCCUACCGGACCUACAUGAAGCCGCGCUACAAAGUGGCCUACAAGAUGGUGACGGACAUGGAGUGGAAGUGUUGCCAUGGUUACAGUGGAGAGGACUGCAACCACGGUCCGGUUGGGGGAUCGGGAACCCAGAUUUCCACCACCAGACCUCAGCCCAGACCGGGACAGGCAGGAGGAGGAGGUUGGGGAGGAGGAGGAGGUAUGGGAGGAGGAGGUCUGGGAGGAGGAGGAGGAGGUCUGGGAGGAGGAGGAGGAGGUCUGGGAGGAAGAGGAGGUCUGGGAGGAGGCAGUUCUGGAACUGGACAGAGUGGAGGACACAGCGGAGGACGAGCUGAGAACGAGAAGAUGAGGCAGCUUGAGGAGAAGAUCCAGAGUCUGACCAAGAACCUCCAGGACCUUCAGUCCAGCGUGAACGAACACUUUCAGCAGGAGGGCAACAGGCCUGGCUUCAGUGGAGGAGGAGGAGGAGGCUCUUCAGGAGGAAGAAACCCCGCGGAUGCAGCUCAGCCGGAGAUUAAAGAGACAAUUCACAGCAUUCAGACCAAACUGGACCAGCUGGACAACCGCACGCAGGCUCAUGAUAAAACGCUGGUCAGCAUCAACAAUCACCUGGUGAACGGGAAGGGGAACGACCUGGAUGGAGGUCUGCCUGAAGGAGGACUGAAUACGCUGAAGGAGGAGAUCCUGAGGGAGCUGGAGAGGAGGGUGUCGCUGUCCUGCUCCUCCUGUCAGGCCGGCGUGGAGGAUCUGCGCAGACAGCAGCAGGAGGACAGGGAGAGCAUUCGAGCUCUGGAGAAGCAGCUAAACGCCAUGGACGUUCGGUAUCGGCAGGGCCUGGACGGGCUGCGACGGGACGUGAUGCGUUUGAACGGAUGCUGCGACACCGUCAGUGACCUCCAAAACCGCGUCACUGAUGCCGAGCGCAAGAUCAGCUCCGCCUCCGAGAACUUUGAUGUCCUGCAGAACCGUCUGGACAGGGAGCUCAGCGGAGGAGGCGGCAACAGAGGAGGAGGGUUUGGUGGCGGCGGUGGAGGAAUCGGGGGAGGCGGGAGGGACUUCGCGGUGACGGAGGAUAGACUGGACUACCGGCUGAAGGACCUGGAGCGGCGGAUCAACAGCACGGUGCAACGGACCGAGCAGAGCUGCUCGUACCUGGAGAACGACCUGAAGGACUACUUCCACCGAGAGCUGGGGGACCUGAGGACCGUGUUCCUGGACCGGUUUGACGACCAGGCCUUCAGGAUCGCUGACGUGGAGCUGGACGUGGGGCUGGUGAAGGACAGGGUGGGCGACCACGGUAAGAGGCUGUCGAAGCUGGAAAACAACACGUCCGUCUUGAGCCGGAGGCAGGAGGAGUGCCGCUGUGGAGGGGCUGAAGGAGGCGGAGGAAGAGGAGGAGGCGUUGACUGGGGAGAUGGAGGAGGAAGGUGGGGAGCAGGAGGAGGAGGAGGAGGAGGAGGAGGAUCAACAGAAGGAUCUGAAGGAGGAGGAUCCAUAGGUGGAGGAUCAACAGGAGGGUCUACAGGAGGAUCUACAGGAGGAUCUACAGGUGGAGGAUCUACCGGAGGAGGUAGAGGAGGGUCUACAGGAGGAGGAUCAACAGGAGGAGGAUCUACAGGUGGAGGGUCCACAGGAGGAGGGUCUACAGGAGGAUCUACAGGUGGAGGAUCUACCGGAGGAGGUAGAGGAGGGUCUACAGGAGGAGGGUCUACAGGAGGAGGAUUACCUGGGACGGGAGGAGAAACAGAGAGUACCACGGAGAAAUCUCUGGAGUGGAGGGUGGUCGCCAACGAGGAUCAGAUUCGACACUUUAACACUCGAAUCAAAGACCUGUCGGUGUCCGGAGACUCUCUGCACGACAAGGUCGGGGACCUGAGCCACGAUGUGCGUAAGAUCAAGGCGCUGACCGGGGACCACGGCGAGCACUUCAACCGCAUCGUGACGGAGGUGGAGACGCUGGGCCAGGACUGCGAGCUGUGCGGGAAGGUGGAGGACGAGCUGCGGCGGCUGAAGAAUCACUCCCAGGAUGCACUGGGGCGCAUGCAGAGCCACAUCAACAGACUCCAGGUCAGACUGGACUCGGGGGGGGACCCGGGCUGCUUCCAGACAUGUUCGCAGCUGGAGGACGAAGUCCAUCUGCUGCGAGACGACGUCCGGAGGUGCACCGGCCAAUGUAAGACCAGCCCGGACACGCCCACAGGUGGUGGUUCUGGUGGCUCUGGUGGUACCGGUGGACGCGGGCCUGGGUUGGAUGCUGAGAAGCCUUUAGACGGCCACAGUGUGAUCGGAGGCUCCAUCAACAACAACCAGCUGAAGACGCUGCAGGGCGAACUGUCCGGGGUCAUCCUCACCUUCAGCUCCAUCAACGACACCCUGAAGGGGCUCGAACACACGGUGCAGAAACACGGCAGCGUCAUCACCGACCUUGGAAACACCAAAGAUAAGAUCAUCUCCGAGCUGGACAAGAUCCAGCAGGAGGUGACGGAGCACAUCGAGGAGAGCCGCGACCGUCUGGACGGGAUGGACCGGGACGUCCGGCGGUUCGAGGGCACGCUCCUGGUGGAGAUGGGAGACUGCAAGAGGUCCGGAGACGGGCUGGAGAAAAGGCUGUCCAAGCUGGAGGGAGUCUGCGGGAGGCUGGACGGUGUCUCCGACUCCAUCGUCAAGAUCAAGGAAGGACUGAACCGACACGUGUCCAGUUUGUGGACGUGUGUCUCUGGUCUCAAUGAGUCAGUGGUCCAUCACGGAGGAAUCCUGGACGUCGUCCAGAAGAACCAGGACGACGUCUACGGCAGGAUGAAGAACCUGAACUCCAGCCUGAACCAGGUCCUCAAAGACCUGCAGAGUUCCUCUGAGCGCGACCUGACCGGAACCGUGCUGCUCAACGGAGGCCUGCCUGGACCCCCAGGACCCCAAGGAGAGAGAGGCUUUAACGGGCCGCUGGGUCCACGAGGGCCUCUCGGACCUCCAGGACGACCGGGUGAAAGUGGAUUACGCGGUCUGCCCGGUCCCAAAGGUGAAACAGGUCUGUCCGGCGCCGACGCUCACGUACCCAGACUGUCGUUCUCCGCUGCUCUCACGGUUCCCAUGGAGAGAGCCGGAACCAUCGUCUUUGACAAGAUCUUCGUCAAUGAAGGAGACUUCUACGACGCCAGAACAGGUAUUUUCACCGCUCCCGUCGACGGACAUUACUUCUUCAGCGCCAUCCUGACGGGUCACAGGAACGAGAAGAUCGAGGCGGUUCUGUCCAAGUCCAACUAUGGCAUGGCGCGGGUGGACUCCGGAGGCUACCAGCCCGAAGGCCUGGAGAACAACCCCGUGGCCGAGGCCAAAACCACUCCGGGAUCUCUGGCUGUCUUCAACAUCAUCCUGCCCCUGCAGACCCGGGACACGGUCUGCAUCGACCUGGUGAUGGGCAAACUGGCCCACUCCGUGGAGCCGCUCACCAUCUUCAACGGCAUGCUGCUGUACGAAGACAUGUGACGGGUUCACGCUGAGGCCAGGUUCACGACUAACCCCCAAAAGUACGAUGUCACUUCCUCAUUCGCGAGUGACCCCAAACUGACGACAGAAUAUUUUAAAUGAGCCUUCAGUCCUGAGCAGGUUUCUGUCUCCGUAUUCUAACAGAUCACAUUAGUUUGACUGGUUUUUAUAUUAUUCUGUUUAUGUCACUUCACAUGUGGACGACAGUCACCGUCUGACUGCCUUAAUCCAGUCAGCUGAUCUGAUUAGACCAGCACUGUGAGGACGCAUGUCCCUGUAAACCAGGACCAGCACUGUGAGGACGCGUGUCCCUGUAAACCAGGGAAGCCAGCGUAGGACUGACUUGAGAUAUGUGAAUGGACCACGGUGUUGGACGGUAAGGACGGACGCUCGAUGCAAUCCUUAAGCCCCGCCCCCGGCAGAUUGGACGUUGUCAUGGCAACAUGUGACGGUGUGACUUUUAAAUAUGAUGAAAAAACAAAGAACAUUUUUUUUUUUUUUUGCUAUGAAGCUUUAUAAAAGCAGAAUGUUUGAGAUGAGUUCACUUUGUGAAUGUUUUAUGUUAUUAAGCUGCAGCGGCUGAAUAUUUAAAAACAUUAUCACGUAAUUUCACUUUGAUUUGACGAGGCUGAAAAACACAUUUUAUUACAGUCAACACAUCCCAAUUAAAGGAGGAAUAUUCAGAUCAUUUAACUGAAGUAAAGUGGUAAUAACCAAAUAAGCCUGCAUUCUAAAUGUUAUUUAAAUAAACAAAAUAUUGGAGUUUUCUCAUCAAAAAUGUACUUAAAGUAUUAAAAGUAAAAGUGCAACGAUGGAGAAGUGAUAUCAGGCUUUGAUACACGAGUGUGAACAUGGGAAUUAUUGACAAAAAUAGACAUAUUUCAGUAUCACCAGACUGAUGUGAACAAACUCACAACAGAUCAACACAUUCAACGGCUCCGUCCGUCAUCAGUUACUGAACAUGGUGACGGCUUCACAUCAGUAACAAAAAGGUAUUUAUAACACUUCUGCUACUCUGAGUAUCAUCUUCAUUUACACCAAGAAAGGAAAUCUUUAUUCUCUGACAGGCUCCAGCUCCAGUUUUCAUGUAAAACCUGUUGUUUUUUACACUUCACACUUUUAUAUUGAUGAAUAAUUUUCACUGUCAUUAAAGUAAACACGAGUCAAACCCA
Messenger RNA from Sebastes umbrosus (honeycomb rockfish), 5334 nucleotides. Its product is annotated as EMILIN-1-like. The record is from RefSeq and is a predicted model, not a curated record. NCBI's taxonomy places the organism in Eukaryota, Metazoa, Chordata, Actinopteri, Perciformes, Sebastidae. Gene Ontology annotation, molecular function: protein binding. Bases 428 to 4162 code for a protein of 1244 amino acids. The transcript is spliced from 15 exons.